Molecule: messenger RNA, 1107 nt
Organism: Pantherophis guttatus
Lineage: Eukaryota; Metazoa; Chordata; Lepidosauria; Squamata; Colubridae
Molecular function (GO): GTP binding; GTPase activity
Source: RefSeq, a predicted model, not a curated record
AUGGGAGAGACCCCAUUUUUCAUUACUUCCAGCCAGUUUAGCCAAAAAUCGCAUUGUCUGAAAAGAGUGAGCAUUUGUGUUAUCCGAGCCAAAUGGGGGGAACGUUUACUACUGUUUGGAGAGCGUGAGAAACGAAUGAACUCACUGCCGACAGUUUUAUUAAUUAUUAUUCUCCUCCUGGGCUUGGAUGCUGCCGGAAAAACAACUCUUCUCUACAGGCUGAAGCUGAAUGAAGAAACUUUCACCAUCCCCACUGUGGGUUUUAAUGUGGAGACAGUUCAGUCUUUCAGCAAUGUGACUUUCACCAUGUGGGAUGUUGGUGGACAAGAGCGCAUCCGGGCUCUAUGGAAGCACUACCAUACUAAUACAGAUGGGCUGAUUUUCAUGGUGGACAGUAUGGACUAUUAUCGUUUUGAAGAAGCCAGGAUGGAGUUGGAGUCAUUACUGGAGGCUGAUGAUUUGCGAGGGGUGCCUUUGAUGCUGCUAGCCAACAAACAAGAUUUGCCUGAAGCACGACCUUCCAUGGAAGUUGCAGAAAGGAUGGGAGUGAGGAAAAUAUCUGGACGCAAAUGGCGUAUUCAGGGUUGCUCUGCUGUAAGUGGUGUGGGGAUCCCUGAAGCUAUGGAAAAACUAUCUGAGAUGGUCAAGGCAUAUCGCAAAACUAAGAGGUCCUUCUGAGUUCAACAUAUGAAGAACACAAGGCUUUCUCAACUUCUUUCUAUGUGCAGCAGAGACUUGAAAAAAACCUCUUGAAUCCCAUUUACUCCUGAUUCUUUUCAUGGACCGUAUGAAAAAACAUUCUUGAACAUUGAGACUGCUCUUUGAAUACAGAGUACUCUGUUGGACUAAAUACCAAUUGGACUUUUAAAAAAUGCAGUUUGCCAUCUUCAUCCUCAUACUGAACCAAGUUGAGAAUUCCAAGACUUGAAUAAUUGAGACUUUAGUAUCAACAUUGGAGAUUUUUAAAAGAGAACAAGCUUAUUCUGAAUCACUAACGUGUUAAUUCUUCUGCUGUGUUGAGAUAAUUCUAGUUGUAUUAAGAAUGUUGAUGCCUUGCUUCAUACCAUAUAAAAAUUUAUGUAACAAUAAAUAGAUUGCAUGUUAAAA